AUGAAAAAUAAUGAAUUGGAUAAAAAAAAAUUACCAAGUUCUUCAAGUGAGUCUGAAUAUUUAAGGAAGAAAAAACAUAGAAUGAAAAAUAUUAAUCAUAACAUGAAUAGUAUUGAUGUAAGUAAAAAAAAUUAUGAAAAAAACUAUAUAGAAAUUAAGGACAAAUUAAAAGAAUUGAAACAUAAUAAUAAAAGAGAAAAUGGUAAUUCAAUGAAAUAUAAAAAUUAUUCUUUAAAAGAAAAAGAAAUUUUACGUGAAGAUAAUAUAAGAGAUAAAAAAAAAAUUCCUGAAAAGUUUGAAAUAAAAAAAGGUAGUAGUCACAAUACAAGUGACUUAUUAGUAAAUAGAAAAGAUAAGCAAAAAAUUAGAGAGGAUCUGAGAAAAAAAUUAGAAAAGUAUAAAAGAGAAAAUAAAAUAUGUGACAAUAUAUAUAAAAGUAGUAGUAAUGAUCAAAAUAGCUUUAGUGAUAAGGAAGCUAGUAGUAGGAGCAGUAGAAGAGAAAGUAUUAGUAAAAGUAUUAGCCAAAAUAGAAGUACAAAUACUAGUCACAGUAAUAAUAGCACAUUAAGAAAAAGUGAAAGAAGUAAUAGUGAUAGGAGUAUCUAUAAAAAAAGAAAAUACAAAAGUUAUAGGAAAAGUUUUUCAAGUAGCAGCAAAGAAGAUUCUAGAGAUGAUAGAAAUAUUAGAACUAAAAAAAGAAAUACAAAUGUAAGUAGUAAAAGCGUAAGUAGUUCAUCAAGUUCAUCACGAAACAGUGAAACAGAAUCCUACAAAAAAAGCAUUUCAAAUGAUGAUACAGAUAAUUCAUAUAAAAAAUUAAAGAGAAAAAAAAAGAAUUUUUAUGGUAAAGAUAAUAAUAAUUUAGAUGAUAAAAAUAGAAAAACAAAAUAUAAUUUCAUUGAAAAGAAUAACAAUAAUUUACAUAAAAAAUUUUUUAUGCAUGAUAAUAAUAUGAUUUAUAAUAAAGGAAAGAAUUUUAAAUAUCUAUAUAAUAAUAUUACAGGAGAAAAAAUAGAAGUAAAAUAUCCUAGAAUUCCUUUAGGAUAUCAUACAACUAAGGAAAGUUGGAAAAAUUACACUAAAUGGUUACAAAAAAAAAAUAGUUACAGAUUUAGUUUGAAUUUUGAUCAACAUAAAAUUUUUAGAAGAUCAAGUUCCUUGUCACCAACUACUUGGGAAAAGUAUGUGAACAUUUCAGAUGAUGAAGAAAAGAAAAAAGAAAAAACUGAAGAAGUGGAUGAAAAAAUUGAAAAAAAAGAAAACAUUCAAGAAAAUGAAAAAAAUAAACUGAAUAAUGAAGAUACGAACAAAAAAUUAAAGGAACAUGGAAACAAUACUAAGGAAUUUUCUUUAGAUUUUUCAACUAUGUCGUCAUUAUCUUGUCUUGAAACAGAAAGUGUAAAUGAAAAAAAAAAGAACACGAAAAAACAUGAUAAUAAAUCAAAAAGAGAAAGGAAAAAUGAAAAAAAAAAAAAAAAGGAAAAAAUUAAAAAACAUCAUAUAGAUAAAAAAAACAAUAGAGAGUACAAAUUACGUAAAGAGAAAAAAAAGAAAGAAAAAAAAAAAGAAAAAAAAAAGAAAGAAAAAAAGAAAAAGAAGCAUCAUAAAAAAGAUGAUGCUUUAGUUAAAAAGAAAGAUAAAAGGAAUAACAAAUCACAUAAAAAAAAAAAAUCAAAAGAUAGCAAGAAAUAUAAUAGAAAGAAUAAAUCGAAAUAUAAAAAAAAUAGAAAACAUUCUAAAAGUAUUGAUAGAGAUGAAGGAAAUACAUCUGAUACAUCAGAGCAAAUAUCCACAUCAAUGACUUCAUUAUCGUUUCUUAAUGAAGAAUAUGAUUUUUUAGAUAAGAACUUGAAUAGCAAUAAUAAAAAUAAUAAAGAAUGCAUUAAUGAAGACAGUUGUGAUUUAAUCAAAGAUAAUAAAAUAAAUAAAGAGGAAGAGAAGAGAGAAGAUGAAAAAGAAAAUCUACCUAAAGAAAAAACAAAAGAUUGUGAAGAAAAUAUUUUUCAUAAAAACAAUAGUUUAAAAAUUGAUGAAGGAGAUAUUUCUAAUAAAAAAGAUAAAGUUGAAGAAGAAGCAUAUUCUUAUCAUGAUAAAUCAUCAGAUAACGAAAGUAUAGGGCCAAAACCAUUAGAUAUAAAUGUUAAAUUAGCGAAUAAACAAAUUGAUUAUGGAAUGGCCAUGAUGCCUGGAGAGGGUCAAGCAAUAGCUCAAUUUGUUCAGAAAGGAAAAAGGAUUCCAAGGAGAGGAGAAGUUGGAUUAUCUGCUGAAGCUAUUGAAAAAUUUGAAAGUAUUGGUUAUGUUAUGAGUGGAUCAAGACACAAGAGAAUGAAUGCUAUUCGUAUGAGAAAAGAAAAUCAAGUUUAUAGUGCAGAAGAACAAAGGGCAUUAGCUAUGUUUAAUUAUGAAGAAAGAACCAAUAGAGAAAAUGCUUUAAUUAAUGAUUUGAAAGAAAUAUUAAGAAAACAAAAUGAAACUAUAUUAAAUGAGACAUUAAAUAAAAAUAAAAAUGAUAACUAA
Plasmodium relictum is the source of this 2517-nucleotide messenger RNA. RefSeq names its product heat shock protein 86 family protein, putative. Gene Ontology annotation, molecular function: chromatin binding. Bases 1 to 2517 code for a protein of 838 amino acids. The transcript has a single exon. NCBI's taxonomy places the organism in Eukaryota, Apicomplexa, Aconoidasida, Haemosporida, Plasmodiidae. Gene Ontology annotation, cellular component: nucleus. Gene Ontology annotation, biological process: regulation of gene expression. The record is from RefSeq and is a predicted model, not a curated record.